Molecule: messenger RNA, 1326 nt
Organism: Dichotomopilus funicola
Lineage: Eukaryota; Fungi; Ascomycota; Sordariomycetes; Sordariales; Chaetomiaceae
Exons: 2
Coding region: 1-1326 (441 amino acids)
Source: RefSeq, a predicted model, not a curated record
AUGGCUGGAGAAGAUGUUGCAGAUUUCCUCAUGGGCGCCGUGGGCGGUCUCAUCACGGCGGGUGAGUCCGUGAUCAAGGUGGCCGCCCCUGAGAUUGAGAAAGCGAUCACUGCCGCGGGAGACGCGCUGGCAGAGAAUGGUCUGGACCUUGCCAAGGUGCUUGACUUGAGUGGUGCUUUUAUCCCAAGCAGCCCACUUGCGUUUGCGGAAGCCCUCAAGUUGGCUAGAUCACUCCUGGCUGCUGUUCCCGAGCUUGAUGGUGAUACUAGCGUCCUCAAAACUAUUGAACGCCUGGACAAGGAAGUGGCCCCGUUCACCACGCAGUCCGAGGACGUUCUUCAGCAGGUAGACGUAAUCUUCAAAACCGCCGAGCAGCUGGAACUGGAGACUCAAACACGAGUCCGCAACGCGGCUAUCGACGCCUACAAGGCCUUGCAAGAAGCUGUAGACACGAUCCUUGAGAUCAAGCGCGGAAACGCCCGUCUGCAGCGUGUCGACCCGACUGCGAUCCCCAAGGUUGACCGCGCCAUUGAGGCCUUUGACAACCUCAGCAAAGUCAGCAGCAACAACGCCUGGAAGCUUGGCAAGGACAACAGCGCUCUCAUGUCCUUUGGCGACAACACUAAAACUUUCCGCGGCACGCUCGACGAGGAGAGCGCAAAGCUCAAAACCCAGCUCCAAACCAACGAGGACACACGCACCCGCCACAAGGCACACCUCAAGAAACUCCAAGAGCAAGAAUCCGAUUACCUAUCCCGCAAGCGGCGUGCCAACCGCGAGCUCGAUGAUGUCCUGAACAACAUCGGCUACGUCUUCGCGCCCUCCGGCCGGGAGAACCAGCGCGCCAUCAUCCGCAGCGCCGACGAGUCGCUCAAGACCAACCGCACCACCCAGCGCGGCGUUAUAAACAAGAUCCGCGGCCUGCACCUGCUCGACACCCUCAUCCGCUGGGCCUCACGCGCCCUGGACGUCGUCAUCGAAUCGGUGGCGCGGAUCGCGCAGGACUUCCAGGCCAAGUUCCGCCGCAUUACUGACGCGCAGCAGACCCAUGACAGGCUGUUUGCGGGACUGUUGUCCAUCGCCAACGCGGUGCAGGACGCGAACAUCAAGACGUCGCGGGACAAUGCGCUGCGGGUUGUGCUGGGGGUGUUGAAGAAGUAUCAUGACCUGAGGGUUGAUCAUAGCUCGCUGGAUAUCCCGGGCAUUGAGGACCGCCCAAUUCAAACGAACAUUGUGAAGAAGCUGGGCGAAUCGACAGUCAGGCAGUUAUUGCUGCCGCCCGUGCCGCCCGAGGAUGAUGGGGAUGAUGCGAUCAACAACAUGUAG